This is a messenger RNA of Calypte anna (Anna's hummingbird), 2177 nucleotides long. It is a transcript of the gene WDR53, whose product is annotated as WD repeat domain 53. Gene Ontology annotation, molecular function: protein binding. NCBI's taxonomy places the organism in Eukaryota, Metazoa, Chordata, Aves, Apodiformes, Trochilidae. The transcript is spliced from 3 exons. Bases 199 to 1263 code for a protein of 354 amino acids. The record is from RefSeq and is a predicted model, not a curated record.
UCCACGGCGGUUGGUUCCGCCGCUCUUCGGUUCCGCCCUGCCGAACCGGCCUCCCCCGUUGUCUUCCCGAGAGACGGAACCGGAGCCGGGCCUGCGGCGGAGGGAGCCGGAGAAAAGUUAGCUCCGAUCCGGAGGAGCGGGCCGGAGCCGGUGGCCGCGUAUUUUUUUCGCCUGAGUUGUGGGAGGCCUCCUUGGAACAUGGCAGCCAAGUGGAGCGGUGGGCAUUCCUCCUCUGUCUUGUGCCUGGAUGUGAACACGGAGGGGCUGGUGGCCUCGGGUGCAGAGAGAGGAGAGCUGAGACUGUGGGCUGGGGGAGGCAGCCUGGCCGGGCAGCUGCAGCUCCCGGAGGCAGAGGAUGUCACCUCCCUGCUGUUCUCCCCACGCUGUCCCACCAGGCUCUACACCUCCCACGGAGAAACCAUCAGUGUGGUGGAUGUCCGGGCCCUCAAGGAACCCCUGGAAUGCUUCCAUGUCAAUGAGGAGGAGAUCAACUGCCUCUCUGUCAACGAGACCGACACCGUCCUGGCUGCGGCGGAUGAUUCGGGGGCAGUAAAGGUCGUGGACUUGGACAGCAAGAGAGUCAGCAGGUCCUUGAGGCACUCAAACAUCUGCUCCUCGGUUGCCUUCCGGCCUCAGAGGCCUCAAAGCCUCGUUUCCUGUGGGCUGGACAUGCAGGUUAUGCUGUGGAACCUGCAGAAAGCUCGUCCCUUGUGGACCAGAAAUCUGCAGGAGUGUAAAUGUGAGGAGGAGAGCCCCCAGUCAGCUGGGCAGUUCCUCAACCCCCCCCUUGCACACUCCCUGUCUGUGGCAUCCUGCGGCAACAUCUUCGCCUGCGGAGCUCAGGAUGGCAGAGUCAGAAUAUUCAGAGUCACAGGGGGCAGGUUUGAAGAUGAGCUGGACUUCCCAGCUCACAGCCUGGGGGUGUCACAGGUCCUUUUUAUGCCAGGAGCUUACUGGUUGUUGACUGGAGGAAACGAUGGGAAAGUCUUGCUCUGGGAUGUCGGCGGGGAUGUGGGAAAGCGGCGGAAAAGUCCAGCAAAAUCUCUGCAGAGAAGGAAGGGCCAGGUCCCUGCUUCCACCCGAAAAGAGAGGAAGCUCAGCCAGGUGGCUUCAGAUGAACACACCAGAGUUUUACCAAAGCUGACCAUUGAGCAUGGAGAGAAGGUGAACUGGAUCUCAUGCAUGGAGAUCAAAGGCUCCAGGAGAGUGUUAGUUGCUGAUCAGAGCAGCUCAGUGUCUGUGUACCCACUGCCUGAAGCUUAGGCACUGCUUUACAGGAAUCUGCAGGGGAAAAACCACUUGAAAUGAACCCAGUUCCAUCUGCUGACACUGACACCUGCUGCAUCCUCCUGGAGAAGGGACUUGCUGUGUGCUGAUGAUGUCCCUGACCUGGCACUCUGGUGUCAGUGCUGCUGGUACUCGCUGCAGCUGGUUCUGGCAGGGCUGGCACUCUGCUUCUCCAGUUGAAGUGAAACGGGUUCCAAUAGAGUUAGGGGUAAUAUUAGUUCCUGACUAAGCUACCAGAAUUAAGUUUGGAGGAAGGAAUGAAUGCUCACAGAGGCACCCACAGUGCUCACUGAGGCUCAGCAGUUGUGAGCUGUGCAUUCUGAACCAGUGCAGUGCUGGACAUUACUCUCCCUGUGAAGCUGUGUCACAGUUUGCCUCACCUGGCUGUAGUGGAAAUACAUUUCACCUUACUUGGUCAGCAGCUUCCUAUAAAACUAGAGAAACACUAACUAAUCAGUUAUCAAAUUACUGAAACAGUCCCUGCCAAAUGCAUUUCUUCACACUGCAGUCAGCAAAGGAGCAGAGGAAAAUGUUAACAUCUGUUUAACUGGGCAGUUGUUUUACUCAUUUAGUUGUUUAUCCCAGGGAAAAAAACCUACUACAUUUGUCUUAAUAAAAGCUUUCUCUCCCACUGCUUCCUCGUGCUUUGUACUCACUCUAAUAUUGCCAAAUUUACACAAAAUUGCAUCAAGACCUGCACUGUAUCCCCCAUCACAUACAUGAACACAGAGUGCCAAAGGCAUGGCUCUUCCUUACCCAAAUAUUUCCACUGUCUUCCCAAAGCUUUAGAAGCCAAAUGAGCAGAACUUGCCUUUCUAGAAACAUCUCCUAAUUUGCAAGUUGGAGAUAGGGAGAACGUAACUAAUUCUGCAGCUUUUGACAUGUUCAGU